CAUUCAUGGUGGUGCCAUGAGAAAGCAUGGUAUACAUGUAGGCAGCUGUAACUCUCACAUUAAUUUCCCUUACUUGCCACCUGUGUGCCUCUGAUCUGUGCAUCUUCAAUCCAAUCAAUAACUUCUUCUUCCUUUCUCUCUCUCACAGCAUUAAUGUUCCAAUCUUUUUAGGUCAAACUUCCAUAUCUGUAGCUGCAUAUCACCAUGGAGAUUGAGGCAGCAGCAGCAGCCACCGACCGGAACAAAGGCUUCAACUGGGGUGCUGCUGCUACUGAAACUCAGAGGGAUCUCCCAUACACGGGCUUUGACAGAGGAAGCUUCUUGGCUUGGCAAGAUCUCAGAGUUGUGCUUCCAAACUUUGGAAAAGGACCCACCAAGAGAUUGCUCAAUGGCCUCAAUGGCUAUGCUGAGCCUGGCCGAAUCAUGGCCAUCAUGGGUCCUUCUGGCUCUGGAAAAUCUACCCUUCUUGAUGCACUUGCAGGUAGACUCUCAAAAAAUGUGGUUAUGACAGGAAAUGUUCUUCUAAAUGGGAAGAAAAAAAGCCUAGGUUACGGCGGUGUUGCGUACGUAACUCAAGAGGAUGUGCUUCUGGGAACUCUUACUGUGAAGGAAACUGUAUCCUACUCGGCCCAUCUACGUCUUCCAACAUCAAUGAGCAAAGAAGAAGUUAACAGCUUGGUGGAUGGAACAAUCAUAGAAAUGGGUCUCCAAGAUUGUGCUGAUAGGUUGAUUGGUAACUGGCACUUGAGAGGUAUAAGUGGAGGGGAGAAGAAGAGGCUUAGCAUUGCACUUGAGAUCCUUACAAUGCCUCGUUUACUGUUCCUUGAUGAACCCACCAGUGGCCUUGACAGUGCCUCUGCAUUUUUUGUCGUUCAAACUCUCAGAAAUGUUGCUCGUGAUGGAAGAACUGUUAUCUCUUCCAUUCACCAGCCCAGCAGUGAAGUCUUUACACUCUUUGAUGACCUUUUCUUGCUAUCUGGCGGUGAAACAGUUUAUUUUGGAGAAGCAAAAUCUGCAAUUGAGUUUUUUGCUGAAGCUGGUUUCCCUUGUCCACGUAAAAGAAAUCCUUCUGAUCACUUCCUACGAUGCAUCAAUUCUGAUUUCGACAUUGUUACAGCUACGUUGAAGGGAUCUCAGAGAAUUCAUGAUGUUCCAAACUCAGCUGAUCCUUUCAUGAAUUUGGCUACAGCAGAGAUUAAGUCAAUGCUAGUUGAGAAAUAUAGGCGUUCGGCAUAUGCCAGAAGGGCAAAGACCAGAAUUCAAGAACUAUCUACAGACGAAGGGCUUCAACCUCAGACACAAAAUGGAAGUCAAGCUAGUUGGUGGAAGCAACUCUCAACUUUGACAAAGAGAUCAUUUGUGAACAUGUGCAGAGAUGUGGGGUACUACUGGUUGAGGAUCAUAAUUUACAUCAUUGUGUCCAUAUGUGUGGGAACAGUUUAUUUUGACAUUGGCUACAGCUACACUUCCAUUCUGGCCCGUGGUGCCUGUGGUGCAUUCAUAUCAGGAUUUAUGACAUUCAUGUCAAUUGGGGGCUUUCCAUCAUUCAUUGAAGAAAUGAAGGUGUUUUAUCGAGAAAGGCUCAAUGGAUACUAUGGAGUUGCAGCAUAUAUUUUAGCCAAUUUCCUUUCUUCUUUCCCAUUCUUGGUUGCUAUUGCUCUUACUUCUAGCACCAUCACCUAUAACAUGGUGAAAUUCAGGCCAGGGAUAAGUCACUUUGUGUUCUUCACCUUCAACAUCUACAGCUGCAUCUCAGUAAUAGAGAGCCUCAUGAUGGUUGUGGCUUCACUUGUUCCAAAUUUCCUCAUGGGAAUAAUUACAGGAGCUGGAAUAAUAGGAAUCAUGAUGAUGACCUCAGGAUUCUUCAGGUUGCUGUCUGAUCUUCCAAAACCAGUUUGGCGCUACCCAAUUUCAUAUAUCAGCUAUGGUUCAUGGGCAAUUCAGGGUGCAUACAAGAAUGACUUGCUUGGGCUUGAGUUUGAGCCUCUGAUACCUGGUGACAAAAAACUGACUGGAGAAUACGUGAUCACACACAUGUUAGGCAUUGAAUUAAACCAUUCAAAGUGGUGGGAUUUGGCAGCUCUAUUUGUGAUUCUGUUGGCUUACAGACUUCUGUUCUUCACUGUUCUGAAAUUCAAGGAGAGAGCAUCACCACUGUUUCAAACACUUUAUGCCAAGAGAACAAUCCAACAGCUUGAAAAGAGACCCUCUUUCAGGAAGAUGCCAUCUUUCCCUUCUCAGAGGCAUCAACCCCUCCAUUCACUUUCUUCUCAAGAUGGUCUUGAUUCUCCACUCAACUAAAAUCCAUCACCAACAAAUAAAACUACUGCAUCUGGGUUUUCCAAUUAUUUUGCUUCAUUAACAUACAAAAUUGUACUUGUUAUCUGUUAUAAUCAGCAUAUGUAUAGGGAAAAAUGUUUCACAAUCGUUUAAGCUACAAAACAGACAAAUGGGACAUGGCUAAGUCCUUCAAUUACUUUUUUUUUUGUUACUUUCAUUUAAAAUCUCUAAAUUGGGAUAUAUAUAAUUACUUUGUACAAAA
Molecule: messenger RNA, 2542 nt
Organism: Vigna angularis (adzuki bean)
Lineage: Eukaryota; Viridiplantae; Streptophyta; Magnoliopsida; Fabales; Fabaceae
Product: ABC transporter G family member 15
Exons: 10
Coding region: 205-2301 (698 amino acids)
Cellular component (GO): membrane
Molecular function (GO): ABC-type transporter activity; ATP hydrolysis activity; ATP binding
Source: RefSeq, a predicted model, not a curated record